Phytophthora sojae is the source of this 426-nucleotide messenger RNA. RefSeq lists its product as hypothetical. The coding region runs from base 1 to 426 and encodes 141 amino acids. The record is from RefSeq and is a predicted model, not a curated record. NCBI's taxonomy places the organism in Eukaryota, Oomycota, Peronosporomycetes, Peronosporales, Peronosporaceae. The transcript has a single exon.
AUGGACUUUAAGCUGAAGAACAUUCGAAUUGUUAUCUUUGCAUGCAUCCUUGUGCACAACUUUCUGCGUGACCAUUGCGUGGAUGAUAUGGGGGCUGAUUUGCGCCGCGACGAUGAUGACCCAUUUGAAGAAAGCGAUGAUGAAGAAGGUGGUGACGAUAUCAUCGAGUUUGAUUUUGAGAGUGGUGAUGAGUGGAGAGCUUGGAUGGCGCGCGCUAUUUGGGAUGAAUACGUCGAAAUGAGAGCUGGAGAGACAGCUUCAGCAGCUGAGGACACGGAGUAUUCUCCCGAAGAAAUGGGGGAGGAAGAUGCCUGCACCCCAUCACUUGCUGAUCCGGAGAGUUCCGAUAGCACCGACACGUCCAGUGCGACUGGUUCAGAUGAUUCUGGUUUACCCGGCGAAGAUGGCGACGCUUCCAUGGAAUAA